Molecule: messenger RNA, 933 nt
Organism: Candidula unifasciata
Lineage: Eukaryota; Metazoa; Mollusca; Gastropoda; Stylommatophora; Geomitridae
Source: the annotation of a GenBank genome assembly
GAAAUGCUGAAAGAUGAGAUUCGAACACUCACCUACAGAAACUCAAUGUAUUACAACAAGCAUUUGUUUAAAGGCAAGGUUGUGUUGGAUGUCGGCUGUGGUACAGGUAUUCUCUGCAUGUUUGCUGCAAAGGCUGGAGCAGCCAAAGUUAUCGGGAUUGAAUGUUCCAGUAUCAUUGAUUAUGCCCAGAAAAUUGUUGCUGCCAAUGGACUUGACAAUGUGAUCUCGUUGGUCAAGGGCAAGGUGGAAGAGGUGAGUCUGCCGGACGGUAUCGAUAAAGUGGACAUCAUCAUCUCUGAGUGGAUGGGCUACUGUCUGUUCUACGAGUCCAUGCUGAACACUGUCAUUUAUGCACGUGAUAAAUGGCUGAAACCUGGUGGGCUAAUUUUCCCAGAUAAAGCAUCGCUGUAUGUGACAGCCAUCGAGGACAGGCAAUACAAGGAUGAGAAAAUCAAUUGGUGGGAUAAUGUAUAUGGGUUUGAUAUGGGUUGCAUACGUGAUGUGGCUGUGAGAGAACCCUUGGUGGAUGUUGUAGAUCCCAAACAAGUUGUUGCCGAUUCAUUCUUGGUCAAGGAAGUGGACAUCUACACUGUGAAAGAGGAGGACAUUGCAUUUUCAACUCCGUUCCGUUUGAACUGUCUGCGUAAUGACUACAUGCACGCCCUGGUUACUUUCUUCACUGUUGAGUUCUCCAAGUGUCACAAGAACAUUGGCUUCUCCACAUCCCCUGAUUCUCGGUACACACAUUGGAAACAGACUGUGUUCUACCUGGGUGACAAUGAAUUGACUAUCAAGAGAGGCGAAGAGAUUAAUGGUGUCUUUUCUCUGACCCCAAACAAGCAGAACAACAGAGAUCUAGACUUCACAGUCAGCGUAGACUUUCACGGAGAGCUUUCUGAUGCUUCUUGCAGUCUUAACUACAAGAUGAGGUAG